AUGAACUGCACAGUGGGGACUGUCCUGGAAGUGGGGAGGGCCCCCGGCCCCCACCCUGUCCCCGGUGCUCCUAUCUCUCCUGGAACGCCCCCUCUCCAUGUCCUGCGAUCUCACUUGGACCCCAGCCCCCUGGACCGCACCCUCCGAGGCCGCUUGCAGCAGGAGACAGGCGAGAAGCAACAGGGGCAGGAAGAGCGCGCGGCCGCGGGGCCCGGGGGGCCGCCUGCAGCGCAGGGGCUUCCACACUCUGCAGCCUGGGAAAGGGCUCCCCACACUGCAGGCCGAAGCCGGGGCUCCUCCCGCUGCCUGAUUACUUUUCCGCGCCUGACAGCAGCUCGGCGCCCUCCCAGCCCCACCCCGGCUUGGGAGUGGGAGGACCUGAGGGCUGGGCGCGCUGCCUUGAACGGCGGGGACCGCGAGGACACGCGCCAGCACGCUCCGCCCCGCGGGGCUCCAGGGAAGGAAGCCAGGCGCCGCCCGCCCCAGCUUCCCUGUCUCAGCCGGCCCAGGCCCCCGCCGCAGGGGAAGGGCCCGGCCUCGCAGCCAGCCCCUCAUCUCCAGCACGUCCAGCCCGGGCGCCCGCGGGGCUCUGCAGGUUCGAACUGCUCGCACUUGCAGUCCUGUGAGCAGCGGCUCACAGCGCUCGCGCGCUCGCGUCCGGCCCGCUCCUCCCAGGGUGAUGGCUCCGGCUCACCCGUGCGCUGCCGGGAUCUGCACCGCCCAGGCCCGCCGGCCCGCUGCGAGGACGCUGCUGUCAGCACCGGGGCCUCUCCUGCGGCGGGAGCCGCAGACACACGGGCGGCCGGGGUGCCCCUCCUCGGCGGAGUUCCACAAUGA
Molecule: messenger RNA, 837 nt
Organism: Chinchilla lanigera (long-tailed chinchilla)
Lineage: Eukaryota; Metazoa; Chordata; Mammalia; Rodentia; Chinchillidae
Product: basic salivary proline-rich protein 4-like
Exons: 2
Coding region: 1-837 (278 amino acids)
Source: RefSeq, a predicted model, not a curated record